Linum trigynum is the source of this 3966-nucleotide messenger RNA. The record is from the annotation of a GenBank genome assembly. NCBI's taxonomy places the organism in Eukaryota, Viridiplantae, Streptophyta, Magnoliopsida, Malpighiales, Linaceae.
UGCGCAAUUCACCAUGGCUAGUCUACUUCGCCAAUACAUGCCCCACCUUGCUGAUCACCAAACUGUCAUUCAGCCUGCUGCUAUCUCUGCUCCAUCUCCACGGUCUCUACCUUCGCUUCAUACUCGGCUCCCUGCCCAGCUUUCAUAUCACCUUCGUAUUGCAAUGGAAGGGGCCAUCUUGGAAACUUCAUAUGGGUCUGUUGGUAUUUUGGGCUUCCACGAAUCUUCUUCAAUCUUUGCUUUUGGGAGGUCAUUACCAUCAAUUACCAACUCCUACUUGGUUGAGAUGUUGGCGGUCAGUGAGGCUUUAGAUCUUCUUCUCCAAUGAGGGUGGAAUACUCGAUCGGUCCUGAUUACGACUAACGCACAACAUGUUGUCCAUCAAUUGGUUCCUCGUACGAUGUUUGAUGCUCGGGGGAUCAAUUCUUAGAGAGGUUCAUAGUCUUUAUGUCUUCUACCAUUAGUUCAUUUCGCCUACACUACUUGAGUAGCGAAUCAGGCUGCCCAUUUUGUGGCACGGAAUGUCCUACGCUAUCCUGGACUUCACUCUGGUCUUUACGAUUUUAUGUAUCUUCUUGGUCUUUAAGUCGGUGGAGGUAUCUUCUCUUGUGAUACGCCGCCCUUAACUCAUCUUAUCCGCAAGGAUAAUUUAGAAAGAAAAAAAAUUAUAUAAUUAAAGCUUCAUGAGGAUCACACAUAAAUUCAGUAAACUUUAGGGACCAAGGCGUAACUUUGUUCAAAUUUCAUUUAAAAAGAAAUUCAGAAACAGACACGGGAGAAAAGAAAACUGGCAGCUGACUGAAUAAAGCGAAGUAUCAGUUUCUUAUUUUCCUCUUCCAGCUCCAGUUUUCCUCGCCGCGAAAUUAAGCGAUCGGCCGAAAUUCCUCUCCACGCCGACAAUCCUGCACGCCGGAUUCCUAUUCGUAAACAGCUUCAUCUCUGUUCCAAAUCCAUCGUGUAAUCCCCUCCGGUAAGUCUCUCUGCUAAUUCAAUUUCCGUUUCCAGUUAAAGCUAUCUUGCAUUUCGUUUCAGGAAAGUCGGGUAAUUCUCAUUUGUUGAAUUUCCCGAUUCUAUUGUUUGAAAGAAUUUUGCUUCCUUAGAUGGGCUUGACUUGAAUUGAACGACUCUAAUUGGGCAACGGUUUUUUGUUUGUACAAGUAAAUAAAUGGCUGGGAGAAACCGCAUCCCUCGUGAAGCAUACGGCGAUCGGCGUGGGUUUCCACCGCCGGAGAGGCAUUUCAUGCGUGGCCCACCGCAUCAUCAUCGUCCUCCGCCUCCUCACCCUGCUUUGCUGGAGGAGGAGCUCGAAAUGCAGCAUGUUGAGAUGCGAAGGCUGUUGGGCGACAAUCGAAGGCUGGUUGAAGACAGAAUAGCUCUGCAGCAGGAGCUUGGUGCGGCCAAGGAGGAGCUUCAUCGUAUGAGUAUUGUUAUUAGUGAGAUUCGCAGCGACCAGGAGAUGCGGUCCAGGGAGCUUAUUGAGAAAGAGAUGAAGCUGGAAGCUGAUCUUCGGGCCACUGAGCCUUUCAAGGCUGAAGCUGUUCAGCUGCGUGCGGAAGUGAAGAAACUUAAUAGCGCAAAGCAGGAACUUGCCAGCCAAGUUCAGACUCUGAAGCAGGACCUUACGAGAGUGAAAUCUGAGAAUCAGCAGAUUCCGAAUUUCAGGAAUGAGAUUGACGGGUUGCAUAAGGAGCUUAUGCGUGCAAGAGCUGCUAUUGAUUAUGAGAAGCAGGCGAAUAUCGAGUUGAUGGAGCAGCGACAAGGAUUGGAGAAGAAUAUGAUUUCUAUGGCACGGGAAGUUGAGAAGCUCCGUGCGGAGCGUGCCACUGCUGAUCCACGCUCGUGGGGUUCUGGUGGACCUUAUGGAAUGAAUUACGGAAACCCAGAGGGCUCCCUACCUGCUUCUUAUGGACAAGGAUAUGCAGCUCAUAUGGAUGCUAUUGCUACUGACAAAGGCCCUAUGUAUGGAACCGGCCAAGCUUCACGGGAGAAGCGGCCCCGACGCUAAGAUGGUUGCGAUUUAAUUCUCUGAAAGACCAGGAACACCUUCUCUGGCUAUUGUUAGUGAGGCUGCCGGUUGUUUACCAGUGGUAUUUUAUCUAAAUACGUUGUCUGCCACUAUCAACUGGUUUAUGCAUUACUCGAACUGUUACUUUGCUUCAGUGAUCGUACCAUUUUGCACUUUAUAUCCUAAUAAUAUCAUGGUAAAGUGGAAGUUUGUACCUAUCUCUGCUAAGGCUUAGUCUUCUAUAAUUUAUUAUCUCUGUUUCCACUAAGUAUUGGCAUGCAUAUCAGUUCUUCUAGAAGCUAAUAGCUAUAAGGUUGUGGAUUCAUGGCCCUUUGAUAUGUGAAUGGCAAUAAUUUAGUAUAGGAUGUAAGUUAGAAGAUGGGACUAAGGAGAAAAUCAAGGUUCAGAAACUAGAUGACCUUACAUCAUUAAAAUCAGUUUCAACUUUAUUUUUUAUGUACGAUGCUCAAAGUCAGUGUGGGAGAAUUCCCAAACUGGAGUUGAACUUACAAGAUUGGAUCAGUUUGGCGGUGAGGGAUCUGGGGAUGUUCAUUUUGGUUUAGUUGAACUAAACUAGAUGAAUAUGACCAUUCCUUUAGCUUCUAGAACCCAUUGUAGUGCGUUAGUCCGAAUUCAAAUGCUCCUGAACGAAGGUAAGUCAAGGGAGGGAAAUGCUGGAGCUACAUCAGCUCCUGCAUUCCAUGUGACACCAUAGAUUGCAGCUAUUGGUGCUCACAUCUCUGAUGUAAGUGACCACUUGUAUGUUCCAAAGUGGGAAUUAAGGUCAACGAGAUUUUGUUACCUACUCGAUUUAUAGACUUAGAUGCCCUGUCCCUAGUUUAAGGUAUCUUAGGUCUCGGGAUGUAAAGGAGCUGACUUUUAACGUAUUCUAUAGCCUUCCUUUUAACUUAGGCUUUUGGAAUAUAUUUGAGCCAGUUCUAGUGCAUCAAGUGGUGGAGCCUUGGAGGUGACUCAACGAACACAAAAAAUGAGCAGAUCCUAACUAGCCUCUAUGAUUGACUUUUGUGAGUAAGCAAACCCACUAGUGGUUUAUGGACAUGGAAAAUGUCCUACAAACUGGAGGAUAUGGUAGAAGGUUCAGCCAUAAUUAGGAAUUUUACAAUAUCCUCUUGGACCAAAGUUUGCACCUUCUGCAUACGUUGCCAUGGUGGUCUACGACCCUUUGUUCCUCAUUCGGUUUGCUCAGUGAACCCAUUAAACAUCCUGGUCGCAUAGCCACAUAGAAGACACUUCAUGCUGUCAAAUUGACCCACCUACAAUUUCCGAAGGCCAAUGAGCAUGCAAUGGGAAGGGAAGCUGCACGACUAACACUACAUAGGCAGGUAUUUGUCUGUACACUGGUUAAAUGGAUGUGGCCCUUUUACUUCCUUGAAGCUAGCAUUAUGACCUUCUGAUGUUAGUGUUUAUUUCAAUUAGAAGUUAGGCUGAUCUUGAGGUGAUAGGUGUUCCUCCUUUAUCUCACGUUCUGGAGUUGGCCUAUGCUUAGGCUUCUAAAUAUGAGAUGUUGGGUAGUUGGCCUCUAAGAGUUUACACAUGUAUGACUAUUGUCUUCGCUAAGCUUGAAAUGGGAUGUUUUUAAGUCAUUCAUGUAAAGAUGGCCCGGUAUGUUGAGGUAACUUCUCAUUUUGGUAAUACACUUAGGAUUGUGAUGCUAUGUACUUGACUGCCAGAUUUACGUUGCUCCUGAGUGGUAAAUGAUCAAUAUGGAGUUGGUAGAAGUACAUUCUUCGAGUAGUUAUCAGAAUCGAUCUGUAGUUUCUCCACAUGUUUAACAUGUGAUAGCUAUAGUAAACUAGCUUGAAGUUGAUCUGAAGGAUUAGUGAGUUCCCCAUUUGAGGUGCAUUGCAUCUUGUCUCCAUACCCUUUUUACUCUCUAUAGAUGAUGACAAGGCAUCGAGCUUAGUACUGAAGGUUGUAGUCAAUAGACAGUUAAGUUGCUG